Molecule: messenger RNA, 915 nt
Organism: Prunus armeniaca (apricot)
Lineage: Eukaryota; Viridiplantae; Streptophyta; Magnoliopsida; Rosales; Rosaceae
Source: the annotation of a GenBank genome assembly
AUGGCUUCUGCCUCAGCUUUAAACCCGAAAUCCAACUACCAUAUUCGGUCAAUCAGCCUGCCUUCGAAACCACACCCUCUAUUUCAGCAAUGUGAAGAUCAUUUGUUGAGAAUAGCAGCUUCUGAUGCCUCCUCUUCAUCCUCAUACUCGUCAUCUUCCAUAAGCCAGAAAUUGAGUGGGCUCUUGGAUUUGCAUAACUGUCUCAAUGAGUUGUUUCAGUUGCCCCUCACCCAAGAAGCCUUUGUCCGAGAGCGAAAUGAGAAGUGGGUAGAUGAGCUUUUGGAUGGCUCUCUUAGGCUCUUGGAUGUGUGUACAGCAGCCAAGGAUGCCUUGAUACACACAAAGGAGUGCGCACGCGAAAUCCAGUCGAUCAUGCGCAGAAGAAGGGGAGGCAAAAGCGGGUUCACAAAUGAGGUUAGGAAAUACUUAGCCUCAAGGAAGGUGGUCAAGAAGGCAGUCUGCAAGGCCCUGGGGACUUUAAGAACUUCUCAGAAAAAAUCCACCUUCUCAUCCACCAACAAAGACAAUGUAACUGUGGCUUUGAUUGUUGUGCUGAGAGAGGUUGAAGCCGUCUCUCUCACAGUGUUUGAGUCCCUUCUGUCCUUCAUCUCUGGAGCAAAGUCAGCAUCAAAGAUGAGAGGCUGGUCUUUUGUUUCCAAGCUGAUGCUCACCAAAAAAGUUGGUUGUGAGGAAGACAAAACAGAAAUAAAUGAAUUUGCUGAUGUAGAUGCUGCAUUGAGCUCCCUUGUGUGUCAAGAAACAAGCAACUCUGACAGCAUGGUAGACAGUGAGAAUGUGCAGAGUGAGCUGCAACAAUUGGAAAUGUGCAGUCAGGAUCUAGAAGAAGGGCUCGAGUGUCUUUUCCGGCGUUUAAUCAAGAAUAGAGUUUCCCUCCUCAACACCCUGAGCAACUAA